CAUCAAAACGAGCUGCACAGUCACUGUCGUGCUCGUCACUCUCACACACGUUGCUGUAGACGCCGGAUUUCUUACAAAUAUGUUGGCGGGAACAACAGCGUUACGGAGACUUCCGAAACUUCCGAAGUCGGUGCGCGAUGUUGGUGGAGCGGUAAAACAACAAAGGAUUGACCCGCACAUGGAACACAAAAUUGAUCUAUUGUUGGAUAUGGCUCCCAGCCCCUAUGAAGAAGAACUAGACACUGGAUAUAACGGAACAGGCAUCUCGGGUAACCCAAGCUCCAUAGACGCUGCGCUCAUGCAGAUAAAGUGCGGGGAUUGCAGCUGCGGGCUUCCUGUGAGAAUGGAGCAAUAUGGACGAGCAAUGGGCUGCACUCAAGCGGUGAAAAAAUUAAUUUGUUCUUGCCCACCCAGGGUCUGCUAUAUGAACCACAUUGCGAAGUGUCUACAAAUGUGGGCCACCGGAAAGUGCAAGUCGCAACACCUAUUCGUCACUUGCCCCUAAUAUUGCAAUAAAGGCCUCUUUAUGAAACUGC
Molecule: messenger RNA, 536 nt
Organism: Dermacentor andersoni
Lineage: Eukaryota; Metazoa; Arthropoda; Arachnida; Ixodida; Ixodidae
Source: RefSeq, a predicted model, not a curated record